AUGGAAAACCUGCACAACGCAUCCUCUUCUCUAGUGCUGACUGGCUUUAAUCUCUCUUCGGAAAGUGUCGCUCCUGCUUUUCUUUUUGCGUCUUUGACCUACAUGGUCAUACUUUUCUGCAACCUCAUCCUAAUCCUCACCAUUCUCCUGAACCAAUCCCUGCAUCAGCCCAUGUAUCUAAUUCUGCUCAACCUGCCUAUCAACGACCUCAUAGGCUCCUCCGCGCUCUUUCCACAGGUCAUCAGAGAAAUACUCACUGACAGCAGGACGAUGCAAUACUCAGCUUGCAUUGCCCAAGCUUUUUUCAUCCACAUCUACGCAGGAGGCACAGUGUUUAUUCUGACUGCCAUGGCGUAUGACAGAUACAUUGCCAUAUGUUGCCCUUUGAAAUACAACACAGUUAUGACAAACGCUCACAUUAUGAGAAUAAUCACAACCGUGUGGCUGAGUUGUUUAGUUUUAAUAGGCGUGCUUUUUCUUCUGCUCUUGCGCUUACCCCGCUGUCGAUCUGAAAUGACGCACCCCUACUGCGAUAAUCCAUCUUUGCUGUCUCUGGUCUGUGCCAACACAACCAUCAACAACAUUUAUGGGCUUUUUACAGUCGCUCUUUCACAAGUGAUAGCUAAUGGGAUGAUUUUGUAUACAUAUCUCCAGAUCCUCGUUGCAUGCUUCAGGUCCAGACGAUCGGACACAAAAGCCAAAGCCCUGCAGACCUGUGCUACACAUCUGUUAGUUUUUCUCCUCUUGGAGUGCCUGGGGCUUUUCACCAUCAUAUCAUACAGAGUGAAGAACAUUUCACCACAUUUGAGGAGAUUCAUGGGGGUGUCGACGUUAAUUUUCCCCCCAACACUGAAUCCAAUCAUCUACGGACUGAAAACAAAAGAAAUUCGUGAAAAACUGAUCCUGAUUCUGAUUAAGAUUAAGAUUACUAAUAUUUUCCAUUAA
Messenger RNA from Xiphias gladius (swordfish), 945 nucleotides. Its product is annotated as olfactory receptor 52D1-like. Gene Ontology annotation, molecular function: G protein-coupled receptor activity; olfactory receptor activity. Gene Ontology annotation, cellular component: membrane. Bases 1 to 945 code for a protein of 314 amino acids. The transcript has 2 exons. Gene Ontology annotation, biological process: G protein-coupled receptor signaling pathway. The record is from RefSeq and is a predicted model, not a curated record. NCBI's taxonomy places the organism in Eukaryota, Metazoa, Chordata, Actinopteri, Istiophoriformes, Xiphiidae.